Messenger RNA from Culex quinquefasciatus (southern house mosquito), 1094 nucleotides. RefSeq lists its product as uncharacterized. Bases 140 to 529 code for a protein of 129 amino acids. The record is from RefSeq and is a predicted model, not a curated record. The transcript has a single exon. NCBI's taxonomy places the organism in Eukaryota, Metazoa, Arthropoda, Insecta, Diptera, Culicidae.
ACUCGCCCAACAGAGGUUCCCAAAAAAAGACACACACAUUGGACACUUUGUGGAAGAGCUAAGGAGAAAAGAGGAGUUCGAGGACAGUUUGAUGCGAAAAAGGCGAAAAUAGGCGUGUGUGUAGCGUUAGAGAGUCAAAAUGGUCGCAACCAAGCACCGAAUUUCGUCACGGUUCGAUAAGUCAGACAAUCUAGACGACUGGAUCCGUAAGAUCAAGAACAAAAAGUUUGUCGUCAAGCGUGAAACCCGCGGACAGGACCUGCGGGUCCUGGCGAUGCUCAGCGGAGCGCUUUCUCACGCCGAAGAGUGCCUGCGGCGUGAGAAAAUCCGCAAACAGGAAGAUCGGGCCGUCAAGUGGGCCCGGAUCCGCUCGCGUCUCGCGGAACCCCCGCGGAUGUACUGUGACCUGGAGGAGGAAGAGGACGAAAAGGCCCGUAACGCGUCCAACGUCAUCUGGAGUGAAGACUUUAACGGAAUUAACAAUUUCAUAACGGAACUGAACAGUAUCAAAACCACAAUUAGCCGAUAGAUCGCUGGCCUUGUAGCCGAUUUGGUUAACCUUUGCUUUCCAAAAUUCACGGUACUUGAGUUAGGGAACGCCCCUCACACCAUUUAUAAACCCACUCGCUUUCCCUAAAUCCAUCCAAAAGUGCAAUUACGCAGCAUCCAGCCCGAAAAUUCGACUUCAAAAGUCGCAUUUUCGUUUAGUUUUGCGUUUUUUCCAACCAGGUCGCCAUUUUGAAUUUGAAAAUUUUCAUCACGUUCACCCUACUCCCCACCGAAGCUGACUCACACACUCUCAUGCGCAAUGCGCGUCAUCAUGGUGUUCGUGCCGUGUCGUCAGGGUGUGAGUGUGAGCUUCGGACUUUCCCUGGCCCGAAACGGGCAGGCCUGUUUCCGAUGACGCUGCUGCUAGGUAGUGCAAUAUUUACGUGUUACCUGACAGGAGGGGGGGAUCCCCACCUGGCUUUGUUUGAAAGUUGUUUUUUUUUGCUUCUGCGGAGGAAAAUUCCGUUCGAAUCGUCUGGAAAAAUGGAUUGAAAGGAGUGGGUUUUGAGGGACGUGAGGGGUGAGGACAAAUUGUGAUGAAGUAA